CAGGUUCUUGAGUGUAGUGGGUGUAUUCACAUUGUCACAGCACAAUCCUCACCCCACCAAAAACCCUUCCCACUUCCCACUUCACUCCCAAAACCCCAAACUAAGCACAAAUGUAUCUCCACCGCCACAUCCUCACCAGAGCCUCCGUGCACCGCCGCCACUUCUCACAAGCCGCCGCCGCACUCCUCCACCCUCCGGAGCCGGAGCAGUUGACGUACCUUGAAGGCCUUCCGAGGCCGAACCCAAAGCACGACGAGACGAUCCUCGCGAUCCCUCGCAAAGAGUCCGGGUCGAACAUCUCGGCGAAGGAGCGCAAAGCGGGGCGGGUCCCCGGCAUCGUGUUCGAGCAAGAAGACGGCCAGCACGGUGGCAACAAGCGCCUCAUCUCCGUCCGUAGAGACCAGAUCAGGAAGCUCGUCACGCAUCUCGGCCGCUCCUUCUUCCUCUCCCGCCUCUUCCAACUCCAUGUCCUCUCCGACUUCGACUCCGAUGAGAUCAUUGAAAAUGUUCGCGUUUUGCCCCACCAGAUUCAUUUGCAAGCUGGAACAGAUGCACCGUUGAAUGUCACCUUUUUAAGGGCUCCAUCAGACGCAUUGUUGAGAGUUGACGUUCCUCUUGUAUACAGAGGAGACGAUGUUUCCCCUGGGCUAAAGAAAGGUGCUUCUUUGAAUACCAUCAGAAGGACUGUUAAGUACUUAUGCCCUGCAGACAUUAUUCCCCCAUAUAUUGACGUGGAUUUAAGUGAGAUGGAUGUGGGCCAAAAGUUGGUAAUGGGAGAUCUCAUUGUUCAUCCUGCACUAAAACUUCUUCACUCAAAAGAUGAACCUGUAUGUAAAAUUAUGGGCCAAAGGGUUUCUGAACAACAACCACCAAAGAAAUCUAAGUAACUAUUUAUUGUAUCUUUGGUGGUUGUUACUGCUACACUGAAGCAUUUUUUAGCUAACAUGUAACAUCGGCGGGCAUCUUAUUAGUUGAUUCUUGGCAGCAGUGAAGGACACGGUUUUAGAAUUCCGAUGUUAGGUUUUUUUGUGAGCCUCCUCUUCUAUGCCUAUUCUGUUCCUUCCCACCUUUCAAUCCUCUGUUUCUGCCUUUUCUUUUGGCAAAAAUGGAUAAAGUAAUUGGGAAUGAGAAAAGGAAGUUUAUAUAUUGAGAUUAUAUUUGAAAUAUGGAUAUUUCUGUUUCUUAUGGAUGUUUCGGUUUUUAUCCCUCAGUAGGCUGAGGGAUAUCACUGAAGUUCUCCCUCUUGUCCUUAAUAAAUAUUUUAUGCCACCUAUGUACAUGGAUAGUGUUCAAGUGACUUUGUCUUGUGUC
Messenger RNA from Lotus japonicus, 1311 nucleotides. RefSeq lists its product as uncharacterized. Gene Ontology annotation, cellular component: cytosolic large ribosomal subunit; ribosome. Lineage: Eukaryota; Viridiplantae; Streptophyta; Magnoliopsida; Fabales; Fabaceae. The transcript has 3 exons. Bases 111 to 887 code for a protein of 258 amino acids. Gene Ontology annotation, molecular function: 5S rRNA binding; structural constituent of ribosome. The record is from RefSeq and is a predicted model, not a curated record. Gene Ontology annotation, biological process: translation.